AGGUUCUAAAUUCCAGAACAUACAAGAGUUUUCUCUGGAGGUGGAGUCUCUUAGAGGACACGUUAGCAGUAAAUCUUGGUUUUGAAGCUGUUGGGCAGCUGGGCGCUGUCAUGCCAGGUGUAUUUCUUUUCUGUGAGCUUUAAAACCGGUGUGUGUGGCCUGUGAGUCACUGGGCUCUGCUGGUGCCUUGCCCAGCUCUCCAAGCAGUGCCCUGAGAAUCCACAGCAUCUUCAGGGGCAGAGGAUACCACCAAAGCUGCUGUUUUGGUCAGCUUUUCUCCUGGUGAGGAGUUUUUCCCUGUCUCUGGAUCAUGCCUGGUCCUCAGUGUUGUUUGAGUGCUUCACAGAAUCACAGAACACGCCGAGUGGGAAGGGACCCACAAGGAUCAUCGAGUCCAACCCUCAGUCCUGCUCAGGACCAUCCCCAAGAGUCACACCCUGUGCCAAAUGCUCCUUGAGCUCUGUCAGCCUUGGUGCUGUGACCUGGACAUUUGGUGUGGCCGGAGGUGGGGUUGGAGGGUGAUGGAGAGGAGCAGCCAAAGGUGUGAAGGUCUGGACGAGCUCAGUCUGCCCCACCUUGGGAAGAAACAUAGCUACCACCAGGUAGAUGAUGAUGAUGAUGAUGAUGAUGACAAUCCUUUUUCAUCUGCUCCCAUCCACAUUUGAACCCAUGGAAAGCGUCCUUCUUGUAAGACACGCGAAUCUCUCAUUUCGAAGUGGUUUGGAAGUUCCUGUGGAAGGUGGGGCUGUGCUGGUGUCCCCUCCUGUGCCAGUGCCCUGGUGGGGCUCUCCACUGCCAUGGGCCCAAAAUAGCAGGGCCAUGUCACCCAGCAACUUGUCACUGUUGCCGAAGUCUUUGUUGGAGAGGAUCAAGGUGACACUUGGCUGCUAUUUUCGGACCAGCACUUCCUGAUGGCUGUUGGCACUGUAUUCCCCCGCUUUGAUUAUUUAUUUAUUUCCCUUUUGCUGAAUCAUAGACCUGGAAAAUACUUCUUAGGUCACUGAGAAUCCAAGACUGUGCCUCCUGAUUUAUUUUGCUGCCUAUUUUCCAGUUUUACGUGGCAAGAGGCAGCUUAAAAUGGGCUAUGAGAUGCCGCCUGUGCUUCCUUAAUGACGCCUUCCUGCUGCGUGAGGAGUUUCUUCCCUGCUCUUUAUCUUAAAAUUAAUGGAGCUGCUCAAAACUUAAUGCUGGCUUUGCCAGGGUUUAUUCCACAGUCUUCCGUGGUUGUUGAUGCCAUAUUCUCCUGCUCUUGUUCUACUGCAGCUCUUCACUGCAGUCAAAGUUUAUUAUGGGGUAUUGUUGUGCAAUAAAUAUUCAGUAUUUCCUGUCCCUGUCUUAAUCUAAUGUGUGGCUCUUGCAUGGACUGCACCAUCUUUUCUUCAUGGACAGGGUGGUCAGGCACUGGCACAAGCUGCCCAGGGAGUGAGGAAAUCACCAUCACCACAAGUGUUCAAAAAAUGUGUGGCUGUGACACUUGGGGACACGGUUUAGUGGUGGCCUUGGCAGUGCUGGGUUAACAGUUGGACUUGAUGGUCUCAGGGGCUUUUCCAACCUUAACAAUUCUGUGAUUCUGUAUCAGCCAGAUAAAGGCAAAAUUAUCAAUUUCCUCACAGAGCCACAGGAAAAAAAACCUUGUGGGGAUGUCUUAUUUCUUACAGACUGCUGGGGUUUGUUUCUUACCGUUCCUCUGUGUUAUAAGUCAGUGCCUGUGGUCUGUUGGCCUUUUAACCGAGUGAGGGUCACUUGUUCUCCAUGUAAGAAGGCUUCAGGGCUGCCAUUUGCUGGAUUUCUACAACUCAGGCCCCAGUUUUGAGCUGUGUGACCAGAAAAUGAGCAAUGAGGUGGGCAGGAGUGAGUAUUGCUCCUUGGACUCAUGCAGGGAUAGAUGUGGAUUGUAUAACAGAGGUUGUCUUCGGUUGUCUUUGCCCAAAAGUGUUAUUUCUGUAAGACAAGUUGUUUUUUGUUCUUGUUUCCAGCCCCAUUACUUUCAAGGUCUGGAGAUUUUCUGCAUAAUUCCUGGCAGUGGUGGGCUCAUGUGGUGGAGCCCUAAACAGGGCAAGCAGCACAUGGGUGUCUUUGCAUCCUGGCCUUGCCUUCUUUGUUUUAGCAUUUCCAUGUGGUCUCCAAAUUAUUUCAGCUCUCUAUAACAUCUAUUUUGAAAAUCUGUUGUCUCUGGUUACCCACAUAAUUAUGGACCUACCAUGAAACACUGGGUGCUGGGGAACGUGGAUCUCCUCCCACACCUUGCUUCUCCUGGGAUUCCCUACUGCUGCUCAGCAUCAUAUUUGAUCCUGGGCCUUCUUGCUUCAAAAUCAAAGUAAUUGAUCUGUUUUAGAAGAAUCCUGGCUUCCUCAUCUUUUUUUUUCCUCACCAUUUCCUCCUGGGAAUCUGGGUUUCUUGCCCAAACACCACUUUUCUUUCACCCACCAAAGCCAUUCCCCCUCUCCGUUCUUUCUCUUCCUCUUCAGUGGGAGUUUCUGUUCCCAGGUUUUUCUUUCCUUCCUGCAUCACUUUGCUGCAAUCCUGAGAGCCAGACUCUGGAGCCCCUUCCCCAUCCAAGGGCACUGCAGCUGGCUCAGGGCAGCAUUCCGGCAGCAGGGAGAGCUCCUGCUGCCCCAUCCAUCACCCCCAUGGGCCCCUGUGAGUGUCUGUGUGUGCAGGGGGUGCCAUCCAUCUCUGCUCCUGCAAGGUGACUCAUCCAGUCCCAGCUGCACUUUCUGCUCCUCCCGUGGGAAGAGGGAGGAGGACACGCCAGUCUCUAUUUCUGCUGUGAAAAUUACACCCUGAUGUGAGAAGGAGUGUGGAGGGAAGGAGAGGAGCACCCAGGCCUGUCAGCCCCACCAAAGGUGAAAGAUUCAGUGCUCAAAAAUGCGGUCUCACACCAGGCAGCCCAUCCUGAAGCCUCUUCCUCUCUCCCUUAGCACAUUGGUGAGUUUUACAGAAACCCACUGCAAAAUCAGAGAAAGAGUUGCCUGAAUUUGGCCUCUUUGAAUGGAGAAGGGGAAGUUCAUCCACACGUGAGUGUGGGAAGUUUCUUGGUGUUGAUCCUGUCCCAGCCUGAGCCCUGUGCAGGGUUGUGCUGGUCCUGCUUUUCCUUUCAAACCUGCAAAGCCAGCAGGGCUCUGUGACCUGUGCUCUGCUCUCUGCAGGUAGUUCCUUUUAAAGGAAAGUUUUAGAGGUCCUUGGUCAGACAUGCAGGCAUCACUGCUUGGGGAGCACUCUCUGGUGAGCUACAACUCGGUGUAUGUCUGGAGGAGUUUGAUGGAUGCACGUGUCAUGCUUUACUCCUGGAUGAUUUAAACAGUAGCAAAUGCAAUGGUUGGUCCUGGUGCAGGAGGCACAUCGGUGCUGCUGAGUCAAAUACUCAAAUCCCUCAUGGAUCAGAACGGAGACAUGAAAAUGUCAUGGUUUUCUAACCAGUUGGAGCUUGUUUUUCUCACCUCCUGCUUUUUCAAGGCCAGUCACUGCUCUUCAGCACCACUUCAAAGCUGGUACAGCUGUCAGCUCACUGACAUUGUCGGGUUUCAAGGGAAACCAAGAGUCCUUCCCAACCCCACAGGUGGAGGCUGGAGGUGUGGGGAUGCUGGGGGGUAGGACCAGCACAGGGGUGCUGGAGCUGCGUUUAGGGGUGGCACCACAUUACUGGUUUCCUGAGAAGCAGUUUGGGAAGUUGCCCAUUGCCAGGCUUGUUCUUGGGGUAUUUUCUACCAGAGCCCACUCUCAGCAGCAGCUGAACUGUGUUAGCUGAAAUUUGCUUCAAGGGUUCAGUUUGGGGUCAAUUUAAGCCUGAACAGUUUCAAGUUUAAGAAAGCUUCAUGAAACUGAAGAUGGAGCUUGUAUCAGCCUUCAGGGUGGGUUCUGCCCUCCCUUCUCAGAGGGCAUUGACUCAUGGAGUUCUGCUGCUCUUCCCCUCUAAUGAGCAAUCAGGAGAGUAAAUAACAAAACUGGGUUUGCAGAGCACUGUGUGCUGCACGUCUGCCUUAGCUGGAGUUAUUUUCCCAGUGCUAUUUCUGUGCAUAGCCAGACCCCUGUGCCCAGGUCCUGGGUGUCUGCAGCUGCCUGCCUCCAGCAGUACCACGGGAGCACAGUUUGGGAAUUCAUCUGACACCUGAUCAACCUCCACUUUUGUUAUUUAUGGAUGUUACUCAAGAAACUGGGAGCAAGGAGAGAUGCCAAGGCUCUUGCAAACCCAGACCAGCACUCUUUUGCUGCUCCCAGGUCUCACACAGUUUUCCAAAGCAAGCCUGAAGAGGGGUAAAGUCUCAUCCAAACCAGCUCUAUUCUUCCCCAGAGUGGCAUGGCUUCCCUAGGGAUGCUGUAGGCAAGAGCAGUGCCCACAAAAAAAGGGAGGAUAAUACAUCCCAUGUCCAGACUAAUGCCCAAACCUCCCCUUUCCUGUGCCAGUCCCAUUGGCUCCUCUCCAUCUCACCUGCCCCAGAGCCUCCUGCUCGCUGCCCAGCUCUGCUUCUCUGACAGUGUGGAUUUUUUCCCUUAUUUUUGGCUUUCUCUCAGUUGAUGCAGGAACAGCUGGGCCCCAUCGGCUCGGGGAAGCUCUGACCUGGGAAAGGCUCCAGGUCUCUUACGUUUGCUGCAAUAGCUCAUUCCUUUCCUCUCUCCUUCAGGAAAACCAAUUAAAAAAAAACAAACAGUGCAGGAGAAGCCAGAAGAGAUGGGAACUGUUUGUGCCAUCUCCAGUCUCAGUGCCUCCCUGAUCCACUCGUGGUAAAGGUGGCACAAAAAGGUUUUGCCCGCAGAAAUAAGUCUCUGUUGAUGGUCAGAGCUGGGCAGGAGGAUUUUGUGCUUAACCUCUUCCAGGCUGUUUGUGUCUCCAUCCCUUCCUCCUCCUCCUUCUCCCUGCCCAGGAGCCCCGGGUGGCAUCUCUGGGCUCUGCCAUGUGCUGCAAGUGUGUGAUCGACUGCCAGAGCAGUGACAGCCAACAUCACCUACCUGUGCUCAACAUUGCUGUUUAAAAAUAUUUGAUCCUGAUAGUCAGGAUUUGGGCACUGCAGGGAAAGGAAACAGUGCCUGGGGGUCCCUGGUGGGUGCAGUGCCAGUUCCCAGAGCCUGGCCCUGUGGCAGGCACUGGCUCUCCUUCCCAGGUGACCUGUCCUUCCUGCAGCUCCCAGCUCCUUCCGAUAUGCUGCCUUCCUGGCUCUUACCCUGCUGCUGCCCCGCCUGGACAGCAACACCUCAAACCCCAAAUCCCCCUGCACCUCGGCUCCAGCCCCUUUCCUUCCAGGUCCCCUGACGGGUCACCCUCAGCCCUCCCCAGAGUCACCUCCGGGUGCCCCACCACGGGCUCCCAGUGAGGGUCCCCAAGCCCUGUGCCAGGGGACAAAGCUGGCAUAGGGAGAGAAAGCAACUUGAGAUGGCGUUGGUACUGCACACAGAGGAGCCAAAGGGGCUCUGGGGAGUGUCUGGAAGUCCCCACUGACCUGUUCCCUUGGGAUUGCACCUGCCAUGGCGUGGCAGCAGCGUGGCCCUGGGGUGGUGGACGGCUGGGCCAGCGUCCCUGCCCCAGCGCUGCCUGGCGAUGCAGACUGGAAAAACACAUCUCAGGAGCGAUCCCGGCUGGGCUGCAAGCAGCUGCCUGCUCACAGCCCGAAACAGUUAAUAGGCAGCCAGGCCGAGCCGGUCCUCCCACCGGCAUGAGAUCACCGCUGCCACCGCCAAUCCUUGCUCCAGUCCUCCUCCAGUCCUCGCUCAGUCUGGCAGCAAAGGAGCCGGGAGCCAAAGCUGGGAGUGAGAGCAGCAGCAGAAGACCCCGGCCCGUCUGCACCCCGAGCCGCCGGACAAAGCGACCAUGUAGGAUCCGGAAUCUUCCCUCCCUCACCGGCACGGCAGCGGCUCGUGGUGGGACAGCGACUCGCAUCCAUCCCACGCGCGCGUUGUGCUGCUCCGUCCUGGGUUUUCUCGUCAACAUGAUGGGCUGCAAGUCCAACUCACUCACUUGCCUGCAGGGAGGAAAACCAGGGCUGCCGCUGGCCACGGCCACCGACUCCACUGCUACACUCAACAAACUGGCCCUGGCCACGGGCGGGACCGAGAAAUCCUGGUACCGCUGCAUCUUCCCCUUCGGCAUCGUCUCCGUGGUCAUCGGCGUCGCAGCGACCUGCAUCACCUUCACCAUCAAUGGCCCACAGAUGGACAUCGCUAAGGUGGUCUCGGUGGCCACCUUGAUCUUCGGGGUGGGCCUGCUGGUGGCCGCCUACGUGUGCUGGCGGGCCAAGCGGCAGCGCAAGCGGCAGCGGCAGGAGCCGGUGGCCCUAGAGCAGGGAGCCCUAUGACCCGGGCUGGGGGCAGAGGCUCAGCUCCACCCGGAGCCCCCUGCUUAUACACCCCCCUCCGCGAGCAGAGGGGUGACAGCACCGGCUUUGUCGCACCCGAGGAGGUCCGGACCGUGCCCGAGGUCAGCUUGCCGUCAUUCGCCACCCCGCCGAGCCACCCGCGCCAGCGCCCGGCCAUCCCCGCUCCGGCACGGGGUAGGGGCAGCCCGGCCUCGCCUGCCCGGGACCGGCAUGGAAAGAGCCCGGAGAGCGGCCAAGGAGGCCGGAGAGUGGCCAAGGAGCGAGUCAGCACACAGGGACCUGCCGCCUGUCCCUGCCGCGCACGGCCCGGCAGCCGCAGCGAGCCCCGGGCGCUGCUCCGUGCCGGGACCCCGAGGCAGCCCCGCCACCCCGCUCGCUGCCGGAGGAGUCCGGCGUCACUUCUGUCCUCUGGUGGUUUUUCGCUGUGGCGCAGGACAGAAGGAGUUUUGAAAGAAACUCACUGGGUGCGGGGAGCACCCGGAGAGCUGCGGGGCAAGGCCGGGCGUGGGGCUGCGGGAGGCAGCGAACAGCGAUGGGCUGGCCGGGCACGGAGCCCCUGGGACAGCGUGGGGGACAAGGGCGGGAGCUG
Molecule: messenger RNA, 6897 nt
Organism: Myiozetetes cayanensis
Lineage: Eukaryota; Metazoa; Chordata; Aves; Passeriformes; Tyrannidae
Exons: 2
Coding region: 5649-6287 (212 amino acids)
Biological process (GO): cellular response to BMP stimulus
Source: RefSeq, a predicted model, not a curated record